Molecule: messenger RNA, 1212 nt
Organism: Didymodactylos carnosus
Lineage: Eukaryota; Metazoa; Rotifera; Eurotatoria; Philodinida; Philodinidae
Source: the annotation of a GenBank genome assembly
AUGAAACGAAUCGUGAAACGAUUAGUUUUCAUCAUUAGUCUUCUACUUUUUUUAUACUUUUGGACCAAGAAGAGUCAACAAAAUGAUUUUAAAUCAUUUAAUUUUUCAUCUGUGAUCUAUCCAUCGCCUUAUGACGAUAAAACGACAUUGAUUCGAUAUUUUGAAAAAACUCAACAAUUGAUUAUUGAUGAAGAAAAAGUAUCUAUCGCUAAAAACCAUAAAAUAGUUAUUGCCAAUUCAAGAUCAAUACCUGAUAGUCGGUUUCUUUUACUUGAAUAUACAAAAAUAUUUGGACAAGAGAAAUUUUGUUCAAAAUCGAGUUUAGACAUAUUUAGUAAACAAUGUCCAUAUCAAAAUUGUGAUUAUACAUGCAAUCAUUCACGUUUAAAUGAAGCACAAUUAGUAUUAUUUCAUAAAUAUGAUGUAAAAAAAGAACAAAUGCCGACAAAAAGAAAUAUCGAUCAAGUAUGGUUAUUAUGGCAUGAUGAGCCUUUGUUUCUUGUUUCACAUGAUUUCAAUCAGUAUUUAUUUAAUUGGACAACAUCGUAUAUAUUCAAUUCGGAAAUUUCAUUUGGAGCAUAUGGUUUAACAUUAUUACGAAAUGAUAAUACAGACAUUGAUUUUGAACAAUGGAUCAAUGAACAGUAUGAAAAACGGUUGAAUCAAGCUAGCUGGUUUGUAACAAAUUGCGGUGCAAAACGACGUCUCGAUUACUAUUAUCGUCUUCGUCAAUAUUUUCCAAUUAUAGUCCAUGGAACUUGUGUUGAUAAACAAAAUUUCAGUUCUUGUCCACGUUUUUCAUCAUGUGAAACGGAUCAAUUAAAAUCAACUAAAUUUUAUCUAGCAUUUGAAAGUCAGACGUGUAAAGAUUAUAUAACAGAAAAAUUUUGGCGUGCACUCAAAUACGGAACAAUACCCAUCGCUCUUGGACCGUUGAUGAAACAGUCUUACGAACGUAUUGCACCACCAAAUUCAUUUAUUUAUGUGGGUGAUUAUGAAACACCACAAUUACUAGCUCAACAUUUAUAUGAAAUAGUGAAAAAUAAAAAUAUAUUUCGAAAAUAUCAUUUAUGGCGAAAGUACUAUUGGACUGGUUACUCAGCACAAGAUAAUGAACAAUAUCGUUUUUGUGAAGUUUGUUACAAAUUGAAUACAGUAAAUAGUCAUAUUUACUAUACAAAUAUUCAUGAAUUUUUCUCCGAUCAGUGUUAG